Messenger RNA from Ruditapes philippinarum (Manila clam), 1644 nucleotides. RefSeq names its product sulfotransferase 1A1-like. The coding region runs from base 50 to 955 and encodes 301 amino acids. The transcript is spliced from 6 exons. Lineage: Eukaryota; Metazoa; Mollusca; Bivalvia; Venerida; Veneridae. Gene Ontology annotation, molecular function: phosphotyrosine residue binding; sulfotransferase activity. The record is from RefSeq and is a predicted model, not a curated record. Gene Ontology annotation, cellular component: cytoplasm. Gene Ontology annotation, biological process: sulfation.
GUUUACAGUAGAUAUAUAGUGUCUGUGAAGACACGUUGAUUCAGGAAAUAUGUCAAAAAUCAGUGUGGAAUUGCCCGACGGAAAGACAUAUAAAUACAUAUAUGAAUCUGGAUUACUUUAUGAUGAGUUGAUUUUGAAUUUAGUGCCUGAUAAAGACCUAAAAACGCAAAUUGAAAAUAUACUUAACCUUGAUAUUCGAGAAAAUGAUGUUUAUCUGGCGACCUUUCCGAAAAACGGAACACACUGGGUAUGGGAAAUUUUGGGUAUGUUGAAAAAUGGGAGAUCGACGUACGAUACGAAAACAAAACAAUCAGCAACAUUGGACUUUCAGUCACCAGAACUUAUCGGAAAUAUUACAUCACCAAGGAUCCUGAACUGCCAUUACCCGUGCAAACUUACACCGAAGGGAGUAUUCAAUAAAGGAGUGAAAAUAGUUCAUGUUAUGCGAAACCCAAAAGAUGUAAUUGUAUCUUGCUAUUAUCACAUGAAGAUAAUGGCUGGUGAACUCUUUCAAUUAAGUUUCCAAGAGUUCCUUCCCUUGAUGAUUGGUGACUAUGGCACAUAUUUUUUCUACCCAUGGUUCAAAUACGUGAAAGAAUGGGAGAGAUUUUCAAAGAAACAUCCAGACCAAAUACUUAACAUAUACUAUGAAGACUUAAAGGAGAAUUCCGUCCGGGAAAUAAAGAAAAUGGACACAUUUCUUGGAACGGGACAAACUGGUGAUGUUAUCAAAGAGAUAGCUGAAGCAUGUAGAUUUAAAAACAUGAAAAAAGCUGAUGCAGAAGUGAAGUUGCCCGAGGAGUUCAUGAUUAAAGCAGGAAGACCAUGUUUGUAUAGAUUAGGUGAAGUAGGUGACUGGAAAAAUCACUUCACCCUUGAACAAAAUGAGCAAGUGGAUAAAUGGAUUGAGGAGAAUUUGAUUGAAACAGAACUUUCGUUUAAAUACACACUUUGAAUACAAAGAAAGGAUAUAUAAAUAUUUAAGAGAUGUACAUAAAACAAUGAUACUUUAGCUUUUAAAAACACUGUGUAUUUUUCUUACGCGCCUUACAAGGACUUACAGAUAUCGAUACAAAAAGAGAAAUAAAAUAUAGCAAUUAUUGGAAAUGUAAAAUUUCUCUUUAAGAAAUAACUAAUCUAAAAGCUAUAACCUAAUCUAAAAGCUAUAAUAACAAUUCGUUUUUUACAAGCAUUGACUUCUCUAUACAUCAUAUAAAUGUAUAUAAAUAUAUAAAGACCAAUGUAACAACAUUACCAGUGCAUUGGGGGGGGGGGGGGGGGAGCAAAAAUAAUGAAUUCUAUACUUGAUCAUUUAGGACUUAAUGAUAUAAGAUUGUUUUAUGAUACCAAUUAAAAUUGUUUUCAUUUAAAGGAGUAAUUUAUACAAGAUUUGUAGAACGAUUUUUGGCAUGCAGUUAAUGAUUUUUGGCACUGCCAAAAUUGGAAAGCAAUUUUUGAACCAAUAUGAGAAAAAUAGAAAUACGACUUAGCUCUCACGAUAUUAGCUUGACUUUUUUUUUACUUCUAUAUAUAUGCGUUUAUGUAAAAAUGUGUGUAUAUAUAUAGGAUAUGGAAAGGAUUCAUACUUUGACAAAACUAAUUUGACAAGACAGACCGAUUAAAUUUAUAAAAAGGAAACGUUAA